GCACUUAACCCAGUUAACGGAUUCGUAAACAUGAUCAAACGAAAUUCCCAACUACUUCCAAUUUAUCGUUAUGUACUUCGACAAGAUCUUUUUGAUGUCCGAACAUCACCUAAUUCUAAACUUUUAGAUCGUCUCGUUAAUCAAGGUCUUCGAUUUUAUCCUUUUCCGAAAAAUCAACUCUGUGACAGUGCAUUAUGUCAUCGUGCAUCAUUAUGUUAUGGAACCUUAUAUCAACACGAAAAUUUAAAUCAAAAAAUUCAUGAUCAUCAAGAUGAAUUUUUUGGAACAGUUAAUCUAACUACAAUGGAUCAUAUGAUGAAGAUUACGUCGGCUCAAAAGCUUGUAACUUAUAAAAAACAAAGUAACUACGUUACUGAAGAGAAUAUAAAGAAAAACUUGAACAUUCCUAUCCUCAUGAUCCAUGGUGACAAGAAUGUUGUCUUUGAUGUAAAAUCAACAAGAAAAUCUUAUAACACUUUGAGAGAUCACGGAAAUAAUCCUGACUUAUACACGCCGCCACGUGUAAUAGAAGGUUAUGGACAUUUAGAUUGUUGGUGGGGAACUAAGGCUGACAAGGAUGUAUUUCCUAUUGUAUUAGAUCAUCUUGAAAAAACAAAAGAUACUUAUGGAUAUGAAUUGAAAGUGAGUAGUGAUAGUCAAGGGUCUCAUAAACUUGGAAAUGGUGAUAGUGAUGGUCUUAAAUGGUG
This is a messenger RNA of Racocetra persica, 707 nucleotides long. NCBI's taxonomy places the organism in Eukaryota, Fungi, Glomeromycota, Glomeromycetes, Diversisporales, Gigasporaceae. The record is from the annotation of a GenBank genome assembly.